Prorocentrum cordatum is the source of this 854-nucleotide messenger RNA. The record is from the annotation of a GenBank genome assembly. Lineage: Eukaryota; Dinophyceae; Prorocentrales; Prorocentraceae.
GCGCGCGGCCCCAGGAGGACCCGGCGGCUUUCGAGGACCGCGCGCCCGAGGCCAUCCGCACGUUCCCGUUCCAGCCGCUCAGCCUGAGGGCAGACCUGAAGUCCCUGGCGGAGCCGCGAGGCCCCCCGUGCCUGCACCUCAGCGGCCUGCCCGUCGGCGCUUUGACCGAGGACGGCCCCGCUCGCGGGGCGACGGCCGACGCCAUCCCGGAGGCCGUCGUGUUCGGCAUCGCGCGGAUGCUCGGAACCCGCGCCUUCGCUUUCGAGGGCCACUGUGGCGAGGAGCUUGUCCGGACCUGGCUUCACGAGGGCGACGAGGCCUUCGGCUGGCACCGGGGUGGCCGCUGCGCGCCGGCGUACAUGCCGCCGCGGCGCGUGUUCCGGCCAGAGGCGGAAAUCGCGGACUUCACCACCACGCUCUGCUUGAGAGCGGACAGGCCGUUGUUCGUCCACUUCGUGGAUUUCCGGGUCCUCUGCGCCGAGACGCCAGCUCAGGACCUGGAGCUCCUGCGGGCCUCGCCGCUGGCCUUCUUCGACCGCCUCACCGGCCAGCGCUCGGAGCCGAUCCUCGUCGUCUCCGCCUGCGGCGACGACCCGGACGCCUCCGUGGUCGACCUGCGGCAGGUGGACCGCUUCGAGGCGGAGGGCCACCAGGAGGCCGUGGCCGCCUACCAGCGGCUAACGGUCACAGCUGAGAAGGCGCGGCAGACCAUCGAGCUGUCGCAGGGGCACCUUGCGGUCUUCAACAACCGCCGCUGCCUGCAGAUGUGGACUUCGCCGGAGGCAGGCCCCUGCCGAACGCAGUCCAGACCAUCCACUCGCGGCGAGACGAUGGCGGCGAAUUCGCCCGCGUGA